Melospiza melodia melodia is the source of this 1329-nucleotide messenger RNA. Its product is annotated as growth/differentiation factor 11-like. The record is from RefSeq and is a predicted model, not a curated record. Gene Ontology annotation, cellular component: extracellular region. Lineage: Eukaryota; Metazoa; Chordata; Aves; Passeriformes; Passerellidae. Gene Ontology annotation, molecular function: growth factor activity; cytokine activity.
AUGCGGAUGGGAGGACACGGGGACGCGAGGAACGUGGUGAUGCGCAUGUGGGCACACGGGAACACGGGGACAGGGUGUCACGGGACACUUCCCAAUGUCAGGAUGCUCGGACCGGGCACUUUUACCCCCAUCCUCACCCUCUGGAGCGCCCUCGGGGGUCUCCGAGCCCCCCAACCCCCGUUUGGGCACCCCCAGACCGGGUUCCGCCUCUCCCGGUCCCUCCCGGCCCCGCUGUGGUGGCUGCUGGGCUCGCUGGUGGCCGCGGUGGCGGGGGGGGGGUCGGUGGAGCAGCCCCCGGCCCCCGAGCCCGCCUGCCCCGUGUGCCUGUGGCGGCGGCAGAGCAAAGAGCUGCGCCUGGAGAGCAUCAAGUCGCAGAUCCUGAGCAAGCUGCGGCUGAAGGAAGCGCCCAACAUCACCCGGGAGGUGGUGAAGCAGCUGCUGCCCAAGGCCCCCCCGCUGCAGCAGCUCCUGGACCUCCACGACUUCCAGGGGGACUCGCUGCAGCACGACGAGUACCUGGAGGAGGACGAGUACCACGCCACCACCGAGACCGUCAUCAGCAUGGCCCAGGAAACCGACCCGGUGGUGCAGAUCGAGGGCAACCCGCACUGCUGCUUCUUCAACUUCAGCCCCAAGAUCAUGUUCACCAAGGUGGUGAAGGCGCAGCUGUGGGUGUACCUGCGGCCGGUGCAGCACACCUCCACCGUGUACCUGCAGAUCCUGCGCCUCAAGCCCGUCACGGACGAGGGCAGCCGCCACAUCCGCAUCCGCUCGCUCAAGAUCGAGCUCAACUCGCGCGCCGGCCACUGGCAGAGCAUCGACUUCAAGCACGUCCUGCAGAACUGGUUCAAGCAGCCCCACAACAACUGGGGCAUCGAGAUCAACGCCUUCGACCCCAACGGCAAACGACCUGCCGUCACCUCGCUGGGGCCCGGCGCUGAGGGGCUGCACCCGUUCAUGGAGCUGCGCGUCCUGGAGAACAACAAGCGCUCCCGGCGGAACCUGGGGCUGGACUGCGACGAGCACUCGACGGAGUCGCGCUGCUGCCGCUACCCGCUCACCGUGGACUUCGAGGCGUUCGGCUGGGACUGGAUCAUCGCCCCCAAGCGCUACAAGGCCAACUACUGCUCGGGCCAGUGCGAGUACAUGUUCAUGCAGAAGUACCCGCACACGCACCUGGUGCAGCAGGCCAACCCGCGCGGCUCGGCCGGGCCCUGCUGCACGCCCACCAAGAUGUCCCCCAUCAACAUGCUCUACUUCAACGACAAGCAGCAGAUCAUCUACGGCAAGAUCCCCGGCAUGGUGGUGGAUCGCUGCGGCUGCUCCUAG